AUGUUCAAGUUAGUAGCUUUAGCCACACUCAUUGGCUGUGCCUUUUCCCAGGGCGGAUUCCAAGAUUUCGCCAACAAAUUAAACCAACAGAGGGCAUAUGCCACUGCACCCCAGAAUGUCCCUGGAACUGUCGGAGCUCCAGGAGGAUACCAGUACGGAGGAGCACCUCAAGGGUAUGCUGGUGGAUACUACGGUAACACUGGUGGAAGCAGCAGUUCCGGAAGUAAAUCCAAGAAACACGGAAGUCAUUCUAAAAAACACAAGCACAGUCAUGGUAAAAGUCAUGGCCACAGUCACAGCCACAGUCACAGUCAAGAAGAGUACAACCCUUUUGAAGUUAGAGAUGGGGGAUACGAUCCUUACGCAGCGGCAAACGGUGGAUACAACCCGUACGCAACAGCAAACGGAUACAACCCCUACAACCCAUACGGAAACAAUGGCGGCUCUAGCAGCAGUGGAAGCAAAAGCAAACAUGGAAGUCACAGCCACAAACAUAAACAUAGCGGUGGACACAGCAAGAAACAUCACAGUCACGGCCACAGUGGAAGUCAUUCAGGCGAUAAUGGUGGAUACGGGGGAUACCCAGGUGGAUAUGGCGGCCCAGGCGGUUAUGGUGGCCCAGGUGGAUAUGGCGGCCCAGGUGGAUACAACGGCGGCGCUGGUGGAUACAACGGCGGCGCAGGUGGGUACAACGGCGGCGCAGGUGGAUACAACGGCGGCGCAGGAGGAUACAACGGCGGCGCAGGUGGAUUUCCCACAGGAACCAACCCUGCAACUAACACCGGAAUCAAUGGCGGUGUAAAUCCAGUGGUAAACACUAAUAAUGGUCCUUAA
This is a messenger RNA of Lottia gigantea (owl limpet), 834 nucleotides long. RefSeq lists its product as hypothetical. NCBI's taxonomy places the organism in Eukaryota, Metazoa, Mollusca, Gastropoda, Lottiidae. The transcript has a single exon. The coding region runs from base 1 to 834 and encodes 277 amino acids. The record is from RefSeq and is a predicted model, not a curated record.